AUGUCAGCAAACAAUUCAGCUAUAGUAGGUGCACUUAGAGGUGGUAAUCUACAAAAUCGUAAUUCCCAAAGAUCUACACUCUUAAAAGUGGUGAUUCUUGGUGAUGGUGGUGUUGGCAAAUCUUGUCUUAUGAAUAGAUUUGUAUCAAAUCAUUUUGAUGAACAUAGUUUUCAUACUAUUGGUGUAGAAUUUUUAAAUAAAGAUAUUGAAAUUAAUGGAGAAGCAUAUACAUUACAAAUAUGGGAUACAGCUGGACAAGAAAGAUUCAAGACUUUAAGAACUCCAUUUUAUAGAGGCUCUGAUAUUUGCCUUUUAACUUAUGCUGUGGAUGAUAUAACAAGUUUUAAAAAUUUAGCACUUUGGAGAUCUGAAUUCCUUUAUUACGCCGAUGUUCAAGAAGGAUCAACUUUCCCAUUUAUAAUUGUUGGAAAUAAAGUGGAUGUUCCAGAUUCUGAGAAGCAAGUUUCAACAGAAGAAGCUCAAGCUUGGUGUGCAAAAAAUGGAGAUCCUCCAUUAGUAGAAACAUCUGCAAAGGAUGCAACUAAUGUUGAAGCAGCAUUUGGUGCAGCUGUUGCUGCUUGGGCACAACUUGAAGCUAGAUUAGAAAGACCAUUAGUAGAAGAUACUGUUGAUCUUUCUAAACAACAAUCUCCUCAUCGUUCAAGUUGUUGUAUGCCUGUGUCUGGUGCUGAAUUCACAGUCAUGAUCUAAUAAAAAUGAACAAGAAGGUAAAUAAAUAAUUUUUGUGAUGCAUACUGGCAGUCUUGGGAUGGACACAUAAGAUUUGUUGAUAUCUGGAAAGAGUAUACUUUAUUGCAAAUUGUAUCAACACUUAUAAAUGAUGAUCAAUGUAUUUAGGACAUAUAAGGACAUUACAUUGUAUAAGAAUUUUAUUGUUUUCUUUGACCUAAACAACACUUAUUUCUGUUUGAGCAAUUUGAACUUAAUCCCUUAAAAUUAAGUCAAGACCAAU
Eufriesea mexicana is the source of this 973-nucleotide messenger RNA. It is a transcript of the gene Rab9, whose product is annotated as RAS oncogene family member Rab9. Lineage: Eukaryota; Metazoa; Arthropoda; Insecta; Hymenoptera; Apidae. Gene Ontology annotation, molecular function: GTP binding; GTPase activity. The record is from RefSeq and is a predicted model, not a curated record. The coding region runs from base 1 to 711 and encodes 236 amino acids. The transcript has 3 exons. Gene Ontology annotation, cellular component: phagocytic vesicle; lysosome; late endosome. Gene Ontology annotation, biological process: retrograde transport, endosome to Golgi.